UUCAGUUGCGUUUUUGACGCUGCACAGUUUGCAUCACGUGAGAAUAGGAAAAAAAGAAACGGUAACAACAUCAGCGCCAGCCAGCCCGUAGCAGCCACUAAGACAUUUUUGGUUUCUUCAUAGGCAACUCUUUUUCUGCUUUCCUUGAAUAUAAUUUUUUACUGCUGUUGUUGGUGUCGAAACAAACGAAACGAAAAAAAAAAUCAAAUAAAAACAAGUUAACAAAGUGAUGAGAUUUAGAAUUGGGCGAUUUUUGGAUUAGCGUCGAACUAAACGGAAAAUUUUAAUACUGCAACAACGUUACUUGUGAUCAACAGUGGAAAAAUUAAGUGCUAAUGAAAAAAUUGUGAUUUAUUUUUACCAACAAUUCUCAUCUGUGAAUCAAUCAACAUUUUAUAUAUAUAUAUAAAUACAUACCUAUGUAUAUUUUUUAAUUCAAAGAGAGAAAGCCAAACAAACAAAAACAACAAGGAAAUUCCAUUCAUACAAUCAUUUAGCAACAACAACCACAACAACAACAAAAAUAAUAGUAACAACAGCACUACCAUCCUUAAAGCAACACCAUAAGUUUCAAAGAAAAAGCAAAACAACAACAAAAACAUCACAUAUACUCUACUGACUCGUUUUUUUUUUGUUUAUCAAACAGUUGGAAAUUGAAAGAAUAAUUGGCAAUAUUGGCCGAUAAUACUGCUUUACCAACAUUAUCCUUAACCGACUGGGCAAAAAAACAAAACGAUAAACCCCAAAAUAGUAACAAGAACAAAAAUUGUGAUCACUUUGGAGAGUAGCAUAGAAACAACUGAAGAAGACGAAGAAGAAGAAGCAAAGGUUUCACAUCACUUUUGGUCAUCCUGAUAUGUCGGAGGGUUUAAAGACGCUCCUCAAAGCUGCUCAAUUCAUUGAGCAGCAGGAGAAAUUGAAGCUGUCACCACAAUCAGCUGCUAUACCGGCACUACUCGAAGAAUACCCGUCACAGCGUUUCAUAGUUCAUGCCUUUGAUACAGCCGCUGCGUCAGAAGUGACCAAUGGCGGUGGUGUUAGUAACGUUGUUGCUCAUUUGAGGAACAGCAUGAACAGCAAUAUCCUCAGUACGAACAACAACAAACACAAUAACAGCAUAAAUAUUCGAAACUCCAACAUACGGCAUGGUGGUGGCAAUUUACAAGUAUCAUCAUCGGCGCCGGCAGCUGCGGCCACGUUUCAACACGUUAAUGGUCAUCACACCAAUAACAGCCCCACCCACCAUCAUCAGCAUCCCCACGUUACCGCAACGGUAUUAAGCAAUGGUACAAAUAGUGCAACAAGCAACGGUCAUCAUCACCAUCCCCACCUUCUAAACAGUCAAUUAAUACACGCCAACCAUCAUGAUUACGAAUUUAAUGGCAAUGGCGGUGUAACGGUAGUAGCCACAACCGCAGUGGGGCCAAUGAAUGGUGGUGACGCCGGCACACCACCACCUUCAACUGUGGCGGCGGCACCAUCUGCAUCCUUAAAUGGCAGGUCCAGUGAAGGUCGCAUGUCAGGACCUAAUUGGUGGAAAACCCCCAGCUGAUAUUUUACAAAUAUUUCCAAUCAUGGGUCUGUUGGCGUACUUGUGCAGUAAAAAACCAACUUUAAUCACCUACAUAAAACUGCUGGUUUACAUAAACCAUUUGUCAGAGGCUGCAAUUGCUGCUGUAGAAAAAUCUCCAUCGGAAAGUUACAGCUUCUUAAUUACAAAACUCUCAAUAUUUUCUUGAUAGAAGUAUCGAUAUGAGUUUUAGUUAAAAUUUGUGAAACAUUUCAAGUACGCGAACGCACAUACUGUCAAUAUAUGUUAACUUUCGGCGUAAGGUGGUCACCAACUAGGUGCCCUAGAUGUCUUAUGUUGCUUCAUAUCAUACCUCUGUCCUUGUACAUAACGCAAUUCGUUAACCAUAUUAACAGCAAAUUUCAAAUUACUACUCGUCAUUGGUGGCUCCAAAUAAGCUUGUGUUUAAUGUUGAAAGCAAGGCGUAUAUAUUAAAAAUUAAUCGAGGUUUCUUGGUUGAAAGUAAAUAAAAAAUAAGACAUUUUUAUAAAAUAUCAAAAAAUUGUUAACAAAAUAUUUUUUAUAAAAUAGGUAAAGCGUCGAGUAUAGCUUUCAUCCGCAAGCCACAUGAAGUAAAGUGCCCAGCUUUGCUAAGGCAAAUCGAAUAAGAAUUGCGGUCUCCAGGGGCUGAAGAAAUACAAUCGAGAGAUCAGAUUGUAUAGGAUUGGACCGAUUUGGACCGAUUUGAGCCAUUUACAAUACCAACUGACCUACACCAAGUAGUGUAGCUUAACCCCUUCGUAAGUUUGCGUGAUUUUGACAUGGAGACAGAAGAAUAUGGCUGAAUCGAUAAAUGUCAAAACGACCCAGAAUAUAUAUUAACUUUGUACACUCAGAGACAUGUGUUAGUAAAAAUAGCAAAAAUGGUUGCUGUAACAGCAGAAAGUCUGCUGAAAAUUUGGCAGCAGUAAUUUUUUGCUAAAACAGAAAACAUUUUCUGUUGUUUACUAAUUUCUCUGGGUGUAUGG
Molecule: messenger RNA, 2538 nt
Organism: Stomoxys calcitrans (stable fly)
Lineage: Eukaryota; Metazoa; Arthropoda; Insecta; Diptera; Muscidae
Product: protein doublesex-like
Exons: 4
Coding region: 857-1552 (231 amino acids)
Source: RefSeq, a predicted model, not a curated record